Messenger RNA from Engraulis encrasicolus (European anchovy), 5457 nucleotides. RefSeq names its product neuronal cell adhesion molecule-like. Gene Ontology annotation, molecular function: cell-cell adhesion mediator activity. Bases 319 to 3945 code for a protein of 1208 amino acids. Lineage: Eukaryota; Metazoa; Chordata; Actinopteri; Clupeiformes; Engraulidae. Gene Ontology annotation, biological process: brain development; axon guidance; cell-cell adhesion. Gene Ontology annotation, cellular component: plasma membrane; axon. The record is from RefSeq and is a predicted model, not a curated record. The transcript has 27 exons.
CGGAAAGAGGUGCUGCUCGGAUAAGCCGCUGGGAGAGGACUAGUGGAGAGGGCGAGGAAGCGCGCUACACAAGAGGCGACUGACUCCAGCUACGAAGGUAGAGAGAAACAAACGCAACAUCCAUUUUGUGGUCGCUCCCAAACACUUGCAGGUUGCUGUUUAAAUCUCAGAGGUCAAGUGGAGGACAAACAGUUGGAGGACAGUACGGGAUUGGAGUGGAAACUGGAUCUUCUCCUGAGUUCGGUGCUGAGUGCUCAGCCCUAAGAGGCCGUUGCCUUGACUGAGGAGCGAGCGAGUGAGUGAGCGAGAGAGAGAGAGAUGGGACGGAGCAGUUGUGGAGGAGGGAUGAGAACAACAACAACAAUAACAACAACAACAACAACGAUGACAAUGAUGCUUGUGCCCCGUGUGGGGACGACGACAGUGCUGUCCAGAUUGAGGAUGGCUGGGCUGCUGACCAUGCUGGUCCUGGCUCACGUGGCUGUGGCUCUGGAGGUUCCCCUCGACCUGCCACAACCGCCCACCAUAACGCACGAGUCCCCCAAGGACUACAUCGUGGACCCCCGGGAGAACAUCAGCAUCCGCUGUGAGGCCAAGGGAAAGCCCCAUCCGAGUUUCUCCUGGACGAGGAACGGGACGCACUUUGACAUCGACAAAGACCCCCUGGUCAAGAUGAAGCCACACUCUGGCACGCUGGUCAUCGACAUCAGCGGUGACAAGGACAGAGCAGAGGCGUAUGAAGGCGUGUACCAGUGCACGGCGCAGAAUGAACACGGAUCUGCCGUCUCCAACAGCAUCGUUAUACGCCAGUCCAGGUCCCCCUUGUGGUCAAAGGAGGAAAACCCACCCAUCAUCGUGCAGGAAGGGGCUGCCCUGGUCUUGAAGUGCAGGCCCCCCGCUGGCCUGCCCCCACCCAUCGUCUUCUGGAUGGACAACAACUUCCAGAGGCUGCCACUGGGUCAUCGCGUGUCCCAGGGCCUGAACGGUGACCUGUACUUCUCCAACGUGGUGGUGGCCGACUCGCGUAACGACUACAUCUGCUACGCACGCUUCCCCCACACCUCCACCAUCCAGCAGAAGCAGCCCAUCACCGUGCGCGUGGUCAACAUGGAUUCAGCCAAUGACACAUUUUAUUGGAAUGACACUGAUAUUUUUGGUGACGUCCCCACGGAGGAGCGGCCCCCGUCCUUCCAGGUUCCACUGGGCCGCACCAGCUCCAUGAUGGUUCUGCGGGGCCAGGUCCUGGAGAUGGAGUGCAUCGCUGAAGGACUGCCAACUCCUGAGAUCUCGUGGUCCAAGGUGAGUGGAGACCUGCCCACUAACAAGGCGUCCUUCCCCAACUUCGACAAGACGCUCCGCAUCACCAGCGUGACGGAGGCCGACUCGGGACAGUACCGCUGCACAGCCAAGAACCGCCUGGGCACCAUCCACCAUGACAUCACCGUCAAUGUUAGAGCUGCACCCUACUGGAUCAUGGCUCCCCAGAACCUGGUGCUGGCCCCCAGGGAGAAGGGCCAGCUGAUCUGCCGAGCCAAUGGGAACCCCAAGCCCUCCAUCACCUGGUUCAUGAACGGACUACCCAUAGAGAAUGUUCCAGAUGAUGCCAGCAGGAUAGUGGAGGGUGACACCAUCAGAUUUGAGGAUGUGGUGCCUGGAACCAGUGCUGUCUACCAGUGCAAUGCCUCAAACGAGUUUGGCUAUCUGCUAUCCAACGCUUUUGUCAAUGUACUGUCUGAACCACCCAGAAUGCUGACCCCACCCAAUAAAGUCUACCAGGUCAUCAUGAACAAACCAGCUGUCCUGGAGUGCAAUUCCUUUGGCUCGCCCAUACCCAAAAUCACAUGGUUUAAGGACAGUCAUCCGAACAUCCUGGACGGGGAGCCCUACAGGUUCUAUGACAACGGCACCCUGGUGAUCCCUGUGGCCCAAGCCGUCAACAGCGGCAGGUACACCUGCAUGGCCAUGAACAUGCUGGGCAAGUCAGACAACCACGUCUACCUGGAGGUCAAAGAGCCAACCCGUAUUCUGAAGCAGCCGGAGUACAGGGAGGUGCAGAGGAACAGAGACGUGAUCUUUGAGUGUAAAGUGAAGCACGACUCCUCACUCAUCCCCACCAUGAUCUGGCUGAAGGACGGCGGAGAGCUGCCCGAUGAUGAGAGGUUUGUUGUGGACUCGGACAGCCUGACCAUCACCCAGGUGACGGAGCUUGACGCUGGGACCUACACCUGUAUCAUGAACACCACUCUGGACCAGGACUCUGCCAGUGCUGACCUCCGCGUUGUCGAGAAACCCGACCCUCCCAGCGACUUGGAGCUGACUGACCAGAAGCCGAGGAGUGUCCAACUCACCUGGAUCCCCGGGGACGACCACAACAGCCAGAUCAAGAAGUUCCUGAUUCAGUACGAGGACAUGUUGCAUGACCAUGGCCGCUGGCACAACCUGACGGAGGUACCUGGAGAGAAGACCACUGCCCACCUGAAGCUGUCCCCCUAUGUCCACUACACUUUCAGGGUGCUGGCCCAGAACGAUGUGGGCUACAGUCACCCCAGCACAGCCUCCAGGCCCUACAGAACCAAACCAGCAGCACCAGAUGAGAACCCUGCAGGAGUUGAAGGCCUGGGAACUCAACCUGACAACUUGGUUAUUCACUGGAAGCCUUUGUCAGGCCUGCAGUCCAACGGCCCCGGUCUGCAGUACAUUGUUUACUGGAGGCAGAAGGACGUGGAGGAAGACUUCCAGUCUGUGAAAGUGGCCAACGUGUCCAAGUUCACCGUCGGGGGCACGCCCACGUUCACCCCCUACGACGUGAAGGUGCAGGCGGUGAAUGAGCACGGGGCGGGUCCUGAUCCCGUCAGCUUCAUCGGCUACUCCGGAGAGGACUUGCCGAAAGCUGCCCCGGAGCAUGUGCAGGUGCGGGCGAUCAACAGCACGCUGGCCCAUGUGCACUGGGAACACGUGCCCCACAUGUCCGUGCGGGGACACCUGAAAGGCUACAAGAUAUACUACUCGCGCAAAGGCAGCCUGCAUCACCACAACCCACACCACUCGGAGCAGCAGGUGCUCACCUUCAACGGGAACCAUACGCACGGCAAGCUGCCCGCGCUGCACCCCUUCAGCCGCUACACCCUCAACGUGCGCGUCUUCAACGGCCGCGGAGAGGGGCCCGCCAGCGUCAGUGUGGAGUUCGACACUCCAGAGGGGGUGCCAGGGCGGCCAUCGUUCCUGAAAGUAAACCCCAGUCCGGACUUCCUCACCUUGGAGUGGGGACCUCCUCAUGACCGCAACGGGCACCUGACGGGUUACACUGUGAAAUACCAGCCAGUCAAUAACAGCCAUGACCUGGGCCCGCUGGAGGUGCUGACGGUGGCAGCCAAUGAAACAAGCGUCACUCUGCCCAACCUCAAGUACAGCACGCGCUACAAGUUCUACCUGAACGCCAAAACUCAAAAGGGAGCUGGGCCCACCAUCAGCCAGGAGGCGGUCACAGUCAUCGAUGAAGCCAUGGCCAGCAGGCAGGUAGACAUCGCUACCCAGGGCUGGUUCAUCGGCCUGAUGUGUGCCAUCGCCCUCCUCAUCCUUGUGCUCCUCAUCGUAUGCUUCAUCAAGAGGAAUAAGGGAGGCAAAUACCCAGUCAAAGAGAAAGAAGAUGCACACGCUGACCCAGAAAUCCAGCCCAUGAAAGAUGAGGACUGUGUUUUUGGAGAGUACAGUGACAGUGAGGACCACAAACCAUUAAAGGGGAGCCGCACCCCGUCCAAUGGGACGGUUAAGAGGGACGACAGUGACGACAGUUUAGUUGACUACGGGGACGGCGGCGACGGGCAGUUCAACGAGGACGGCUCGUUUAUCGGGCAGUAUAGCGGCAGGAAGGAGCGCGACACGGCCGAGUGCAUUGAGAGCUCCGAGGCACCGUCCCCCGUUAACGCCAUGAAUUCUUUUGUGUAAAGGAAAAACUCGGGUGACCGGAACGGACAGACAAGACGGACGCAUGGAUGGACAGGACAGAAAAAGAGGGGUGGGUGGGGGUGUUAAACGUGCCAAGGCAAAUGUUCCGCUGACUGCCCUGUGGACAGACCCUUAUUGCGUGUGCGUUUUCACAAGACACGCAGACAGACGCAGACGGACAGGGGAAGGACGGACAAAAGUGAUGGAGGAACAUUUGCAGGCACAUGGGCAAGAGGGGCCUAGUGCGACAUGGCCAGGGGAGAGAGAUGGACUAAUAGUGUAAUAGGUUAUUCAAUGGGCAACGCAGCAGUGGCAUUCAAAGUCUUAUAUUAUAUUAUAUAUAAUUACAUAAUUAACUUUCUUCUCCUCAGUAUUCAGCUAGUCUUGGCUAACAUCGGAACACUCUCCGCUCCUCAUUUCUAUUGAACAUUAGCGGUAUUAGCACUUCGUAAAACAUUGCCGGUUCCUGGCAAACCAGUUACCUUACAUGCGUUUAUUUUGCAGGCCUACUAGGGGUGAAUCUGUCUGCAAAGUGUCUGGAAGGAAUGCCCUCAGGCUCUGCAUAAAUAUUACUGUACAUAAGAAAAGAGACAAAGCUGAUGUAAUGAACACUGUCGAGAGGAGCCGACUAAAAAUAGACUUUUCAUCCACUUUUAAUUGGAUGAGAUGAGAUGAGAUGAGAUGUCUAUACAAGAUAUACGUAGGUACAGUCUUGGACACUAGGAGGGAUGUUGAAGGGAUCGUAAAUUUCAGUGCAGUUGACCCUGAUAAUAAAGGGACAGAGGGGGGAGGCGAAGAUGGGGGGAAACCCCACCCCAUCAUGAUUUUCACCUCCUCUUGUCUCGGUUAUAUUUCACCACCCUAAAAAAACUGACAUCGCUGCACAUUCUUCAGCCGAGGAGGAGGAAGAGGAGGAGGAGGAGGAGGCCACUAACCUUUGCAUGACCCCAUUCUCAGAACCCCAAUCAUCACAACCUUGACCCUGCAUGUGACCUUGUCUGGUUCCCAUGCCAACGAAACUAGGAUCCUCUCCCCCCACCACCACCACCACAUCAGACAGGUUGAGGGGAAGGACCAAGUUACAGCUGUCUGUGACAGUAGAGGACCCCUACCCCAGGGGACCAGGUGGAGAAGUGUGUGUGGAUGUGUGUGUGUGUGUGUGGGUGGGUGUGUGUGUGCGGUGUGGCCUUCGGUAUAUAGUGCCUUUGCUAUAGAGAGCUCUGCUUUUAGGUUCCCUUUUCCUCCAAUAAGCUACAGCUUCAGCCAAGCUCAAGUGUUUUUUCAUGGACUUGAUAUAGCUUUGGCGGUGUAUAACUGGCACAGGCUGGCUGUGGCUGUCAUAUAAUGUACUCUGCAAUAUUAAAUAGGCGAUAAGGAUGAUGAGGUGCCUCUAAUGAACAUGACGACUCUCCUGGCACAUACUACAUUCAUUUUUAAUGGUUCAUUCUCAUUUUGUCCUCUCCUUCUUUAGUGUAUAAAUAUCAGGUGUGCGUGCGUGCGUGCGUGCGUGCG